Prorocentrum cordatum is the source of this 825-nucleotide messenger RNA. The record is from the annotation of a GenBank genome assembly. Lineage: Eukaryota; Dinophyceae; Prorocentrales; Prorocentraceae.
GAGCUCACGGCGCUGGCGCAGACCAUCGGCGUGUCUCUAGGCACCUUCCCGCUCCCCUGCUGGUUGCUGCUCCAAUCCUGGGGCCGACCUCGCGUCACCAGAUUGGCCUUCGUGGGCUGUGCGAGCUUGGCGCGCGCUGCGUUGGUGGCGCUCCAGAUUCACGCCGACAUCCUGCGACGUCUUCGGGAAGGUGUGUGCAUCAAUGACACGUGGCGCACCCUGGAGAUGCACGCAUCGUUGCGACCGUACGCUGGCUUCCGGAAGUAUGAGGCCUUCGCGGAGAUGUUGGAGCGGGCGGCUGCGGGGCGCUCGCCUUCGCCGUCUUCUCCUUCGUGGUUUGCGACCUGGCCCGCCGUCGCUGCCGCGGCCGCCCGCGAGGGGCCGGCUUCCCCCGCCGGCGCCCGCCCCCGCCCUCAGCGCGCUGUUCAUGCUGCCCUCCGCGCUCUGGCGCCCGCGCCGUCGUCGCUGGUGACGCUGCUGGUUCUUCGCUUGAGCAAGCUGCUCUCUCGCCACGCCGCCGCCUUGCCUGGUCUCCCCUGGGAGCGCAUCGCUGCUUCGCUGGCAUCCUGCCCGUGCUCUGGGGCGCGGGCGACGAUCCGCGCAUGGGCCGACGGCUGGCUCGCCUCCCACCGCAUUUUACACCCGUUGGGGAAGCGAGCCUGCGCCUUCGGGUGCCAGGCGCUUGUCUGCUCGGGAUCGCCCUUUUCUUCGACCUCGUAUUCCGCGCCACUCUUCGCCCUCGUCGCCCUCUUCCUCGACGGCUUCUGCGACCCCGCCGCUGACUCCGAUGGCUUCCGCGCCGUCGACCCCGGCGCGUACUGGGCC